AUGCAAUUCCUUCGUCUCUUCCUCGCCGCUGGCUUCGCUACCUUGGUUGCCAGCGAUUGCUCUGUGGUUCAACCAGGAGACCGUGACCCAGUCGCGACAACGCCCGCGAGCGGCCCUCAGCCAAGCCUGUAUGGCAACUGCGACCCGAAUGCCCCUGAGCCCUGCUGCACCGCUGGUCUCCCCUCGGACCGUCACAUCGAGUGCAAGGCCAUGGGCGAUCAGUACUACUGCCAGAUUGAGGGUAACUGA
This is a messenger RNA of Penicillium alfredii, 249 nucleotides long. RefSeq lists its product as uncharacterized. The record is from RefSeq and is a predicted model, not a curated record. The coding region runs from base 1 to 249 and encodes 82 amino acids. The transcript has 2 exons. Lineage: Eukaryota; Fungi; Ascomycota; Eurotiomycetes; Eurotiales; Aspergillaceae.